AUGUGGCACAUUUAUGCUCAGGCCUACCUGGCCCCCCUGGCCCAGACCCCCUCUCAGGCCCCCCUGGCCCCCCUGGCCCUGACCCCCCCUCAGGCCCCCCUGGACCCCCUGGCCCUGACCCCCCCUCAGGCCUCCCUGGACCCCCUGGCCCAGACCCCCCCUCAGGCCUCACUGGAUCCCCUGACCCAGACCCCCUCUCAGACCGCCCUCAGGCCCCCCUGGCCCCCUGGCCCAGACCCCCCCUCAGGCCCCCCUGGCCCCCCUGGCCCUGACCCCCCUCAGGCCACCCUGGACCCCUGGUCACAGCCAGCCCCACGUCUCCAGGCCCUCCUGGACCCCUGGCCCCUGGCCAGCCCGUCCUCAGGCCUCACUGGGUCCCUGACCCCAGACCCCUCUCAGGCCUCCCUGGAUCCCACACCUGACUGGGGCCCCCUCUCAGCUGGCCCCGUCCUCCAGGCCUCUCUGGACCCCCUGGCCCUGACCCCGUCUCAGGCCUCACUGGAUCCCCUGACCCAGACUCCCCCUCAGGCCUCACUGGAUCCCCUGACCCAGACUCCCCCUCAGGCCUCACUGGAUCCCCUGACCCAGACCCCCUCUCAGGCCUCACUGGAUCCCCUGGCCCUGACCCCGUCUCAGGCCUCACUGGAUCCCCUGACCCAGACCCCCUCUCAGGCCUCACUGGAUCCCCUGACCCAGACCCCCUCUCAGGCCUCUCUGGAUCCCCUGGCCCUGACCCCGUCUCAGGCCUCUCUGGACCCCCUGGCCCUGACCCCGUCUCAGGCCUCACUGGAUCCCCUGACCCAGACCCCCUCUCAGGCCUCACUGGAUCCCCUGACCCAGACCCCCUCUCAGGCCUCACUGGAUCCCCUGACCCAGACCCCCUCUCAGGCCUCACUGGAUCCCCUGGCCCUGACCCCGUCUCAGGCCUCUCUGGAUCCCCUGGUCCUGACCCCAUCUCAGGCCUCACUGGAUCCCCUGACCCAGACUCCCCCUCAGGCCUCACUGGAUCCCCUGACCCAGACCCCCUCUCAGGCCUCACUGGAUCCCCUGGCCCUGACCCCGUCUCAGGCCUCACUGGAUUCCCUGACCCAGACCCCGUCUCAGGCCUCACUGGAUCCCCUGACCCAGACCCCCUCUCAGGCCUCCCUGGACCCCCUGGCCCAGACCCCCUCUCUCUUUUUUUAA
Molecule: messenger RNA, 1185 nt
Organism: Sphaerodactylus townsendi
Lineage: Eukaryota; Metazoa; Chordata; Lepidosauria; Squamata; Sphaerodactylidae
Exons: 4
Coding region: 1-1185 (394 amino acids)
Source: RefSeq, a predicted model, not a curated record